Messenger RNA from Haplochromis burtoni (Burton's mouthbrooder), 2635 nucleotides. RefSeq names its product C-1-tetrahydrofolate synthase, cytoplasmic. Gene Ontology annotation, molecular function: methenyltetrahydrofolate cyclohydrolase activity; methylenetetrahydrofolate dehydrogenase (NADP+) activity. Bases 938 to 1900 code for a protein of 320 amino acids. Gene Ontology annotation, biological process: tetrahydrofolate interconversion. The record is from RefSeq and is a predicted model, not a curated record. Lineage: Eukaryota; Metazoa; Chordata; Actinopteri; Cichliformes; Cichlidae. Gene Ontology annotation, cellular component: cytosol. The transcript has 11 exons.
GCUUGUGCAGCUUUCAGCAGCUUUCUUGAAGUCGCAUAGAGUUUCCUGAAGUUUCGGGAAUCUUGGAAAACUUCAAGCUGCUGGAGGUGAACGUGGCAGCGCUGCAGAGGAGUGUGUGUUUGUGUGAAGCUGCACAAGUCUCGGUUCAAUUCUUCUCUGCAGAGCGUGCUGUAAUCAUUAACAUGUGAGCUUCACUGUGAGGUUAGAAAAGCAGCUGCGAGUGUUGACGGUGAACUUUAAACAACCCUCCAAACCUUUAAUGAAGCUUUUUAUACUUCAUUAAAGUUCAGAAAAAGUAAAGGUUCUUCAUUUUGAAGCCAGCACAGAUUCAGAGACUGUCACUCUGUGUAUCUCUGCUUUUUCAGUCUCUGUUUACUUUGUGCUGAUGAUGAUGAGGAUUACAAUGAAGGGAAACAGUUAAACACGCUCACAGUUUGUGGGAGAGGGCUGCAGUUAUUAACCCUGUCCGCCCCGGAGCUCCUGCCUCUCGUGAUAUCAGAGCUUUCUCUUGCUUUGGGUCCGUCUGAGGCCCCUGUUGGCAUUUUGUUUGACUUUAAGUUUGCUCUUUUCACUCUUGGGUUAUUUUGUGUCGUCAGCCUUUCUGAGUGCUAUCGUCCUAACAGGAAAUAAGAGAACGUUUAAUGUUGAUGUCAUGAGCUCGUGUGUAUCGGUUGGGUCACAUCCAUUCUAAGCUGGAUAAACGUUCAGAGAGGAUAAAGACAUGAAACACUGUAAAAACGUCUGCAGGUCUUUUUUCUCAGGAAUGUUUCUGAACUUGUGAAUUUUAUGCAUCGCAGUCACAGCUGAUCAAAGUCCCUAAAGUUUGGUUUGCCUAUCACCCCUCACAUUUCCAGAUGUUUCCAGAUUUUUCCAUCCAUUUUAUUGAUUAUCCUCAGUCAGCUGAAGCUCUUUCUCUCUCUUGCUCUCUCUUUUAGUCAUGUUGUCCUUGGCCGCCCACUCGCUCUGUGUCAGGGCCACCGGUUACCAACAAAGCCUGCACUCCAUAGCAACUGUCAUCUCCGGGAACAAAACGUCCAAAAUAGUGAGGGAGAGACUGAAGAAGGAGGUGGAGAAGAUGGCAAGUCAGUUCUCCGGGUUCAGACCGGGCCUGGUGGUCCUGCAGGUGGGAGACAGAGAUGACUCUAACCUGUACAUCAGCACCAAACUGAAGGCUGCAGCUGAGGUUGGAAUUGAAGCCAAACAUAUCCGGCUGCCGAACACAACCACGCAGGACGAGGUGCUGCACAGCAUCAUGUCUGUGAACGAGAACGCGUGCGUACACGGUCUGAUCGUGCAGCUGCCAUUGGACUCCGCAAACUGCAUUGACACUGAGCUCGUCACCAACGCUGUGUCCUCGCAAAAAGACGUAGAUGGGCUGAGCUGCAUUAAUGCAGGUAAACUGUCUCGAGGAGAUCUGAACGACUGCUUCAUCCCCUGCACCCCCAACGCCUGCAUGGAGCUCAUCAGACAGACAGGCGUGUUUGUGGCGGGGAAGCACGCGGUGGUUAUUGGUCGCAGUAAAAUCGUUGGUGCUCCGAUGCACGACCUGCUGCUGUGGAACCACGCCACUGUGACCACCUGCCACUCAAAGACACCUGACCUACCUGAGCAGGUGGGCCGGGCUGAUAUCCUAGUGGUAGGGGCCGGCAGAGCAGAGAUGGUGAGAGGAGAGUGGGUGAAGGAGGGUGCCGUGGUCAUUGACUGUGGAAUUAACCAUGUCCCCGAUGAGACAAGGCCCAGCGGUAAGCGAGUGGUUGGAGACGUUCACUACUCCUCCGCCAGUCAGAGAGCAGGAUACAUCACACCUGUUCCAGGAGGGGUGGGGCCAAUGACGGUGGCCAUGCUCAUGGAGAAUACGGUGCAGAGUGCUCAGCGCUUCCUCCUGAAGUUGAGGAGGUGAAACAUCGACACUGACGGGCAGACAGCUGUGGACAGGUGAACAGCUCAUACACAGAGAUGACAUCGUCAGAAUGAAAGCAGAAACACUUCUUGUUUCAGAGGCUGAACUCGUCCGUAUUUUUUCUUUUGUCUUAAUUUUUUUCUGUAAUUUAUUUCCUGAUCUGAGAGAUUUCUGAUGUCUGUCAAAGUUUGACUGUGACUCCAGCAGGACCUCAGAGUUCAGACGCACUGAGCUCGAUGAGGCUGUGGAUGCUGCGCUUUCCUGCAGUAUUAAACCAGGUGUAAGUACAUGCCCAGCAUUUAUUUAUUUUCAUUCUUUUGUUACUUUGAUUUUUAAAUAGUAAAAAUGUUUUACCUUCUGGUAUAAAAAAAUCUCUGACAGUAACAGUUUCUGUACUUUCAGUUUAAAAGAAGUGAUGGAUAAGAACUUCGUGGGGCUUAUCCAUCACGUGUUCACCUUCAAAAUCAUCAGCAGCUUUGUUUGCUCAGGGAUCAGAGGUUGUUGUCAUGGAAACAGCGUCAGCUGCUUCCUGCUGGCAACUGAAGUCAGGCAGACUAACCAGAGAUUUAUGAAGGAUCAAUGUAUUGGUUAUUGGCAGAAAAGAUCAUAUAAUAUUAUUUUAUUAGAACAUGUGUUUGAGGUUUCAUCAUGCAAAUAACGUGUAAAUCUGAAAAUUUACUUCUAAUUCUACUCUGUCUAAAUGAAGUGUUCAAUAAAGUUAAGUAUUCAAACUCA